UAUGCGUGCGGAGAAUAAUUGAUUUUUUCUAUCUCUACUGACGUCGACUACGCCCCCUCUUAUAACUGAUAUAUAAACCCACCGUAGAACAUUCUUCAAGCAUUCUUUUUCUUUUCCAAAAAGACGAGUGGCCGGAAUACCGAGUUCAACAUCCACGAAGCAUGGGAAUUUUAGGAAGGAGUUUCUUCUUAUCCUUCCUCGUCGUGGUUUUGAUCCUCUGUCAAGCUUUUGCACAAAGUCCCACAAGUAGGGUUAACAAAAGGCUGACAGCAAGAAACAGGCUACGGAACAGUGGAGAAUGCAAAGACGAAGGUUCACACCAUACUUGUAUGAAGGUAAUCAACGAACUGGGACACGGAGUGUGUAACACGAUCAUUGAUCAGCUGAAAAAAAAGCUGGAAAGAAGCUGCUCUGCAAGUUGUCACUACUGUGGAGAACCUCUUGAAGACUGCAGAACAAGCAGGAAUGGAUGCUGUUGGGACGCUAGCACACCCAGCCAAGAUCCCUAUGGCAGGAAGGGCUGCCCUGAAUGCAAGGAUCAUCUUUCUUUGUGCAAACGAUUCAAAAAGUUUUGCACGGAGUCAAACCCAGGAAAUAUCGAGUUCAUGCAGCUUCAUUGUCCACUGACGUGCGGCAGAUGUGUUAAGAGGAGGAAUGAUUUUCCAAUAACAGGACAGAAAAUCCAAAUGAAUGAUUGGAGGAAACUUUAAUUGCUAAAGAAGAGAUUUGGCGGAUGAAAAAGUCCUCCCACAAGAUGGAACGUCAAUAUCCUUGAGCCUGUUGUCGCAUAUAGCUGUGAGGUUGCCGUUAUAUCAAUGAAGUGGCCCAAUAUUAAUAACACUCCCCCUAGCUGGAUUGUGAUUUAGAGCAAAUUUCAACAGAGUCGAAGGCAUUCUGGGAUUGCCUUGAUUUCCUUUUGGUUCACAUUUUGAUUGGUCUAGAAUAUUCGUGCCAACCUUUCAACCAAACACAUGUUGAUCUUGUUUUUCAAUAAUUUACGCAAUUUCAUUAAAAAUCCGCAUUAUUUUC
Stylophora pistillata is the source of this 1029-nucleotide messenger RNA. RefSeq lists its product as uncharacterized. NCBI's taxonomy places the organism in Eukaryota, Metazoa, Cnidaria, Anthozoa, Scleractinia, Pocilloporidae. The record is from RefSeq and is a predicted model, not a curated record.